This is a messenger RNA of Sinocyclocheilus rhinocerous, 1244 nucleotides long. RefSeq lists its product as uncharacterized. Bases 23 to 1093 code for a protein of 356 amino acids. NCBI's taxonomy places the organism in Eukaryota, Metazoa, Chordata, Actinopteri, Cypriniformes, Cyprinidae. The transcript has 8 exons. The record is from RefSeq and is a predicted model, not a curated record.
UGUAGUCCUGCUUAAAAGUGAAAUGUUGAUGCUUGGAUACCUGUUUUUGCUUCUCGGUGCCAUUGACAUUCACACUACAGCAAAUAACCUGCAAGAGAAUAUUGCAAUCAACGGAAAAGCCGUACAGUCAUCUACACUCCCCUACGAGGCUAAUAAAGCCAUUGAUAAUGCUGAUUUGUACUGCACUCACACUGAAACCGAGGCAAACCCAUGGUGGAGGCUGGAUCUGAUGGAUCUACAAGUCAUUCAAGAAGUGAUCGUCACUAACAGGAUAGACUGCUGCUUUGAGCAAAUCAAUGGAGCUGAGAUUCGCAUCGGAAACUCUCUGGAGAACAAUGGCAACAACAAUCCCAUAUGUGCGGUAGUUUCUGGUAUUCCAGCAGGCAAAUCAGUCUCUUACUCAUGCGGUGAAAUGCAAGGACGUUACUUGAAUGUGGUCAUUCCUGGAUAUUCAAAGAAUCUGACUUUGUGUGAAGUGAGAGUCUAUGGAAACGAUAGCGUGAAAUUACGUGGUAAUGCGACUCAGUCGUCUGUAUUUGAAUACUACCGGGCCGAUCAAGCCAUUGAUGGAAUAAAAUACGCCCUGGGUGUAGCCUCAUUUUGUACCCAUUCAAGGAAGCAAAUGAAUCCGUGGUGGAGGCUGGAUCUGCUGGAUAAUUACCAUAUUAGAACCGUGACUAUCACAAACAGAGCCGACUGCUGUCCAGAACGACUCAACAAUGCGGAGAUUCGCAUCGGAAACUCCCUGGAAAACAACAGCAACAACAAUCCCAUAUGUGCUGUGAUUACAAGCAUUCCACGAGGAGCGUCCCACAGCUACUCGUGUCCCGAUAUGGAGGGACGUUAUGUGAACAUCGUUAUUCCUGGAGAUGGCAGGAUUCUUACGGUCUGUGAGGUUGAAGUCUAUAGGGGUUUUCCAGUGAUAAAACACUUUGUGAAGAUGAAAUUUGCCUCCACUUCUGACUUAGCUGGCCUAGAGAGUGAUAAUCUCCUCUAUCAGUUGCAGUCUGCUCUGGAAGUAAGAGGUAUCAUCAAUGUCACACUGUCCUGGACAAAACCUCCCCAGCGGGAAAUGGAACAGGACAUACAGUAGAGGAAGUUAAGCACAUUUACACAACACUUGAAAAACAUUUUAUUUGGUUAAGGUACAUAGUUAUCAUUUAAACAAAAUGUCAUCACAGAGAAACAAAUGUUUCCACAGUGAUUCUUCAAAUUAAUGUAAUAAAUAUAAUACAGCCAAUAAA